Molecule: messenger RNA, 1093 nt
Organism: Anopheles nili
Lineage: Eukaryota; Metazoa; Arthropoda; Insecta; Diptera; Culicidae
Product: inositol monophosphatase 1
Exons: 4
Coding region: 156-980 (274 amino acids)
Biological process (GO): phosphatidylinositol phosphate biosynthetic process; inositol metabolic process; signal transduction
Molecular function (GO): inositol monophosphate 1-phosphatase activity
Source: RefSeq, a predicted model, not a curated record
AACUAUUUACGAUAAGGCGUGUUCUGCUUUCACUAUUGCACAUUUAGAUGCAAACUAGCAAACAGGCAAGAACGUCCUAAUCUGCUGGGUGAAUAGGAGAAGUUUGCUGCUUACGCCACCAUUUUCUGGUACGUGCCAAUAUCGAUUCACACACCAUGGAUUUCAAUAUGGACGAGUGCUACGAGCAUGUCCUCGCAUUGGUCGAAACAGCUGGAAGCCUAAUCGCCUCGAGGAACUCCCAACGGAAGCGUGUCGUGGAGAAGUCGAGCAAUAUCGAUUUGCUAACCGAAACUGACCAACAAGUGGAGCGCAUGCUGAUGGACGGAAUCACGGCCAAAUAUCCGGAUCACAAGUACAUCGGCGAGGAAGAAACUAGCGAAGGCAAGAAGGCCGAACUGACUGAUGCACCGACCUGGAUUAUAGAUCCUGUGGACGGGACGAUGAAUUUUGUGCACAGUUUCCCGCACUCCUGUAUCUCGAUCGCGUUGCUGGUUGGAAAGCAAGCGGAAAUUGCGAUCAUCUACAAUCCCAUCGUUGGACAGAAGUUUACCGCACGCCGAGGCAAGGGAGCCUUCCUAAAUGGAAAUCCUAUCCACGUGUCUGGUGAAACAAACCUCGAGCAUGCGUUGGCAACGACAGAAUUCGGAACAAGCCGUGAAGAGGAGAAAACCCGCGUGGUACUUGAAAACAUUGGAAAGCUCGUUCGACAGAUUCAUGGCAUGCGAAGCCUCGGCUCUGCUGCUCUCAACAUGGCCAUGGUGGCACUGGGUGGAGCGGAUUUCAACUACGAAUUCGGUAUACACGCGUGGGACAUUGCGGCGGGAGAUUUGCUAGUGCGCGAAGCUGGAGGCGUGUGUCUCGAUCCUGCCGGAGGUCCUUUGGAUCUGAUGUCCCGACGGGUGUUGUGUGCCAGUACGCAGGAGCUUGCCGAUAAGGUGGCUCUGGCUUUGACACAGUACUAUCCGGAACCAAGAGAUUAAAGUAGCAAAAGCAUUUCUACCAACCUGUUACUGGUGUACUUAUCGUUGCUUUUCGGAUGAGUUUUUUGAUGUACGAAUAUCGUAGCAAAUGUUGAAUAAAUGUUACCUGCAAG